GCGCAGUCGGCUCUCAAAAGGGAGACGUAGGGCGCAACACCGCAAUCACUGCAGGGCGGCCGCCAGGAGGUGGUAGGUCGGAGGCUGCGCGUCGCGAGCGGUUCCCACGGUCUUGCCCCGGCUGUCGCCGUCACCUUCGUGAUCACCCGCCGCAGGUGUCUGCGGUUGAAUGCCAGGGCCCAGGAUGAUUUGGGCGAUAGCCGUGUUGCUCAGCCUGGCGCUGGGGGCCGGUGCUGCUCCCCAGGACGACCCCGAGGACGGAGGCAAGCACUGGGUGGUCAUCGUCGCAGGUUCGAAUGGCUGGUUUAAUUACAGGCACCAGGCGGACGCGUGCCACGCCUACCAGAUCGUGCACCGCAAUGGCAUUCCCGACGAGCAGAUCAUUGUGAUGAUGUACGACGACAUCGCCAACGCGGAAGACAACCCCACGCCGGGAGUGGUGAUCAACAGGCCCAACGGCUCGGACGUGUACGCGGGCGUCCUGAAGGACUACACCGGGGAGGAUGUCACACCGGAAAACUUCCUUGCUGUGCUGAGAGGUGAUGCAGAAGCAGUGAAGGGCAAAGGGUCUGGGAAGGUCUUGAAGAGCGGCCCCCGGGACCACGUGUUUGUUUACUUCACGGACCACGGGGCCACGGGACUGCUGGCCUUUCCCAACGACGACCUUCACGUGAAGGACCUGAACCAGACCAUCCAGUACAUGCACAAGCACAAGAAGUACCAAAGGAUGGUGUUCUACAUCGAGGCCUGUGAGUCCGGGUCCAUGAUGAAGCACCUGCCCACCGACAUCAACGUGUAUGCGACCACUGCUGCCAACCCCGACGAGUCCUCCUACGCCUGUUACUACGACGAGGCGAGGUCCACCUACCUGGGCGACUGGUACAGCGUCAACUGGAUGGAGGACUCGGACGUGGAGGACUUGACCAAAGAGACUCUCCACAAGCAAUACCAGCUCGUGAAAUCCCACACCAACACCAGCCACGUCAUGCAGUACGGAAACAAGUCGAUCUCGACCAUGAAGCUGAUGCAGUUCCAGGGGAUGAAACACGCCGCCAGCUCUCCUAUCUUGCUGCCUCCAGUCCAGCGCCUCGACCUCACUCCCAGCCCCGAGGUGCCCCUCAUGAUCAUGAAGAGGAAGCUGAUGGCCACCAACGACCUGCAGGAGUCCAGGCGUCUCGUCGAGGCAAUCCACAGGCACCUGGAGAGCAGGAACGUCAUCGAGAAGUCGGUGCGGAAGAUCGUGUACCUGGUCACGGGGUCCGAUGACGAGGUGGAGAGGCUCCUGUCCCAGAGAGCCGAGCUCACGGCGCACGACUGCUACAAGGCCGCGGUGACGCACUUCCGCAUGCACUGCUUCAACUGGCACUCCUCCACGUACGAGUACGCUCUGCGACACCUGUAUGUGCUGGCCAACCUCUGCGAGGUGCCUCAUCCUGUCGACAGAAUAAAGUUGGCCAUGGACCAGGUGUGCCUGGGCUACUACUGAGCUGCCGCCUUCCUGCCGCUCUUCCACCUGUGAGCACCGUCCCUGAGCGCGUGUGCCACCGGGAGUGGGUGGAGUGCGAGGGGGCCGGCUGCACUCCGGGCGCUCCCUGCCUCCCGGUCUUCGGGUCUCUGGGUCUCCUGGUCCCCCGCGCAGCGCGCCGGAAAGCUGCGGACUCGCUGGGCACAGCCCCGUGCUAGGAGAGACCUCUCUGCUUCUGGGGAAGCUGUUCUGCUUGUUUUCAGGAACAGGGAGUUCCCCUGGGCCUCUCCGGCCAGUGAAAGAACCCCCCUCCACCCCGUGCGGAGGAAUUUGAAGCUGGCGCCUCUUUAAGUCUUCAAAGUGAUUUCGUUGAAGGGCGAUGGGAGCCCCAAAUGGAAAUCUGUUGUUAGAAAAUAAUACGUUUUGAUUGCUUUUAUGUUCUAUUCCUCAGUAAUGAGCACGUCUUGAAAAAUAA
Molecule: messenger RNA, 1940 nt
Organism: Phyllostomus hastatus (greater spear-nosed bat)
Lineage: Eukaryota; Metazoa; Chordata; Mammalia; Chiroptera; Phyllostomidae
Gene: LGMN
Product: legumain
Exons: 14
Coding region: 170-1486 (438 amino acids)
Biological process (GO): vacuolar protein processing
Molecular function (GO): cysteine-type endopeptidase activity
Source: RefSeq, a predicted model, not a curated record